Molecule: messenger RNA, 2052 nt
Organism: Penicillium macrosclerotiorum
Lineage: Eukaryota; Fungi; Ascomycota; Eurotiomycetes; Eurotiales; Aspergillaceae
Product: GMC family oxidoreductase
Exons: 7
Coding region: 1-2052 (683 amino acids)
Molecular function (GO): flavin adenine dinucleotide binding; oxidoreductase activity, acting on CH-OH group of donors
Source: RefSeq, a predicted model, not a curated record
AUGCGACCUGGUCUGACCGCUAGCCGUAUCAUUGGCGCAAGCCUUGCUUUCGCUGUUUCUCCCGUCCACGCGCUGUCUCCGCGGACGGAGAUCGCCGAUGCCUACGACUUCAUUGUUGUGGGUGGUGGUCAAGCUGGUCUCGUGCUUGGUGCUCGUCUUUCAGAGGACACAAAUCACACCGUCCUUGUUCUAGAGUCCGGCGGCAAUGGAGAUGAUUAUCGAGAACGGAUAGACACACCGGCAUACGGCUACUUUGAUUCACUUUGGACGACACCGUUGAAUUGGGGGUUCUAUACCGUGGCUCAACCAUGUGCGGACAACCGUGAGAUCUACUGGCCUCGUGGUAAAGUCCUUGGAGGCAGCUCUGCGAUCAACGGGCUCUAUAUGACCCGUCCUGGUGAGAUCGAGAUCAAUGCUUGGAAGGAUAUGCUCGAAGGCAUGGAUGGUGCUGAAAACUGGACCUGGGAGUCUUUUUAUGCUGCCAUGAAGAAAAGUGAAACAUUCACGCCACCAUCCGAUGCUAUUGCCGAUGAGGCCGACAUCACAUGGAACGUAUCGACACACGGCUCAGAAGGACCUAUCCACGCUUCUUAUCCUGGCUAUACCUUCCCUCAAGUUGGACAAUGGUCACAGGCCCUAGAAAACAUGGGCAUUGCCAUUUCAUCCGAGAUGUAUGGCGGUGAAAACUGGGGAGCUGAGGUCUCAACUUCUUCCAUCAAUCCCUCAAAUUGGACACGUUCCUACAGUCGAACAGGAUAUCUAGACCCUCUUCCAGAUUGGACAAACUAUGAUGUCCUGGCAAAUGCCCAUGUCACUCGCCUGGUUUUCGACAAUUCCUCGACCUCUGGAAAUCUUACGGCAACUGCUGUUGAGUAUACACCUGAUGACGGCACCACUAAGGUUCAGGUCAAAAUUAGAAAAGAAGUGAUUCUAGCAGCCGGUACCGUUGGCAGCCCUGCUGUAUUACUCCAUAGCGGCAUUGGCCCUAAAGACGUCCUAUCUGAUGCUGGAGUUGAUCUUGUCUCCGAACUUCCUGGGGUUGGGCAACACCUGCAGGAUCACUUUAGUGCCACUGUGAAGUGGACUACGGACGUGGAGACCGCAGGUUCGAUUUACUACGACAAUGGCAGCGACAAGGAUGAUACACUUUUUCUCUCAUAUAUCGAUUCGGCGGUAGCGUAUGUCAACUCCACUGCUAUCUACAAUUCUAGUAGCAGCGUGCAAGAGUUUCAGACAAGCAUCCUUGCCAUGAUGGAUCAAUAUACACCGAACACGACAUAUGACGAGGGCGUUAUUGCUGGUUACAAAGCCAUUUACAAUACGACCGCAUCGAAGAUUUUUGAUAGUCCGAUUGGCCAAAUAGAGCUUCUGUUCAUGAACAGUGACGGCAAUGGAGACAUUGGCAUCACAGCUGCCCUUCAGCACCCCUAUAGCCAGGGCCGCAUCUAUAUCAACUCGUCAGAUCCGAUGGACUAUCCUGUAAUCGACCCGAAUUACCUCAACAACCCAUCUGAUUACGAAAUUCUUCGUGAAGGCCUCAAGCUUGCACGUCGACUGGGUGAGACAAGCCCAAUGAGCAGCAAUCUUACAGGCGAAACCUCACCUGGAUCAUCUGUUCAGACGGACGAGGAGUGGUUGGAUUGGUUGCUUGCGGAAGCUAGCACCGAAUUUCACCCCUCAUCAUCUUGUGCUAUGCUUCCCCGUGAUCAGGGUGGUGUGGUAGAUGCAAAUCUUCGUGUCUAUGGCUUGUCAAAUGUUCGAGUUGCAGAUGCCAGUGUGAUUCCCAUUGCUUUGUCAACCCAUCUGAUGGCCUCGACAUAUGGAAUAGCUGAAAAAGCAAGUGAUAUUAUUCGGGCAUAUUACGAAGCAGCAUCCACGACAACACCGUCCUUUAGCACAACUACACCUCUCUCCCGGAAUGGCGCUACAUCGACCGUGACUAGUCAAAGUAAUGGCAGUACCCGUGAACAUAGUAUUGCAUCGUGGUACUCAUGGGUUCCCGUCAUGAUUCUCUCCGCGCAGGUUUUGGUAAUUUUCGACGUGCUAUUCUGA